Messenger RNA from Moneuplotes crassus, 984 nucleotides. The record is from the annotation of a GenBank genome assembly. Lineage: Eukaryota; Ciliophora; Spirotrichea; Euplotida; Euplotidae.
AUGUGGAAAAUAGUUAUCGGACUUGCACUUGUUUGAUCAGUGUUGGCUAGAACAAGAGUGACUGCAGAGGGGACUGAAGGGAUUGGUGAAUUGGAGAGGAAGGGGAUAGGAGAGAGAUAUAGUUAUAAGGAGUUGAGGAGAGUCUUUGAAGAGGUUGUGCUGAUUGGAGAGUUGUUGCAGCAAGGGAAUGAUUUGGAGCAAGAGAAAAUUGAUGAUCUGGAUAUUGAGGAGUUGACGUUUGAUGUUAAAGAUUUGGCUAGUAAUUUCCGACCGUUUGUAGCGUAUUUUUUAUCACAAGGAGCAAGUAAAUGCGCUCUUUAUCAAGAUUCUGUGAAACUGGAUCAAAUUAUGAAAAUACUAUCUAAAAGAGGAUAUAAUGAGACUAUUAAUCCACAGAAAAUUGUUGAGAUAGAGAUUAGAAAAUUGGCACCAAAUUUUGAUGUUUCUGAACUUUGUGCAGAUUAUACAAUAGGUUCAUUGACCCCAUCAGAAAACAAAUCUUUUAGUUGUAAAAUGCCCUUUGUUCCUCUUUCUACAAUGGAAUUAGGAGUAGAGCUAAAUGGUUAUCCAAACUUUGCUCUUAAAAAAUUAAUCGACUUCAGUCAGAAAAGCAUUGAGAACUGUGGAGAAAAGCGAAACGGGAUCACCACCCACUCAGUACUUAACUACUCCUGGGAACAAAAAACUAACUCAGAUUUAAUACACAUCCAAUUCACUGACCAAACCAGCACCCCUGCCAAAACCUACAAGCUAGACCUCCACAAAUCUUUCACAAAGGGAUACUUCACCUCACCUGACUCCCUUACUGAUCGCUACUUAUUCUCCUUGUCCUCACUAUGCCCACCUCUUCCGGCUGGAGGGAGUCCCUCCAGCAGUGAAGGCUGAGUGUGGCACACUGAGCAAGGCAAGAAGAUGAGGUACGACCAAGUCACUGGGCAGUUUAGUGAAGAUAGAUAAAAUGAGUUAAUUUUGGUGCUCAAUAUG